AUGGGCUCAUCGCCCGCUCGCUCGCUUUCACCCACGGCCGCACCCUCUCGAAGCGUGUUCAACGCACCAUCGCACAUACCCGCUCAGACGAGCAUCGUGUCUACUCGGUCCCUACCUACUCUCCAGCUCGAGCCAGCAGUAGCCGACCCACCAGCUGUUCAGUCUCAUUGCUCCCACAGUCGAGGUCGCCACGUGGCCGAGGCCAAUCGCCCUCGCAUCCUCGUUCACGCUCGCGCUCGCAGACUCGAACGGCUCACUCCCUUCUUCCUCGUCAUCCUCGUCGUCGUCCUUGCACUCGCGCUCUCGUUCAUGUUCGAGGAAGGUGUAUUCAUACAUCCGUUCCAAACCGAAGCGGUCGCGCAGCCGCAGUCGCACGCCCCGGCGCUCUCGAAGAGCGCGUUGACGCUGCAUUAUGGAUCUACCUACAUCGUAAUGCGGAAUUUUUGGCUCGAGUUCCCCACGGAACACCGUUUAGCAUCGCACUCGGCGCCUUCCCACACUCUACAUGAUGCCUCCCAUCCGCAGAUACAGUUCCGGCAAGGCACGCUGUCGACGAGGCCACCAUCAACACCGCUUGUCGCUCGUCAAGGUGAAUACUACCUCCCUCAUACCGAGCGCGUAUCUCGCUUGUUAUCGCGCCGUGCCUCUCGCUUUUUGGGAGGCUCGUACUACUCGACGUCAGCUCUCUGUCCAUUCUCAGGGUCCUGUGGUCGUAUCUCGCUCGUUCCCGCGUCGCGCCUCUCGCUUUUUGGGAGGAUUCUCCGGAAAUAUUUGCGUUUUUGUGCGAAGGCCCAGAAGGCCCAUCCUCGAGGUCUUGCCAUAGUUGCUCGCGCAGUUCUACGUCGCUCCUCUCGCUUUUCGGGUCGUUCAUCCCGCUCGCUGAACCCUUCCUGGGGACAUCUACUUUGUAAAAUUCCGCGCAACCGUUAUCGAGAUGAUCGGCUGAUCCAAUCAGCGUGUUUCCUCAUUCUCUCUGUUCGUCUACGAGUCCUUUACCAUCUCAUGGAGUUUCGUAUUGAUCGUCCAAGCCAUUGUUGUGCGAGUCGAUCCCUUCUCCCCACCCUCGAAGUCCUCUCAUCGUAUCUCGCGCAUCCGAGCGCUGCUCCUCUCGCUUUCCCUGCAGUCCAUUCCCCUCGCGUAGCCCUCUCUGGGGACGCCUCUUCUGUCAAAUUCCGCGCAGCUAUCGUCGAGAUAUGCCCAUUUUCGUGGUUAGAGACACUUUCGGACAACUCUUUGAGUAUCUCACCUCUUCAGAAUAGUACCUUUUCCGUGGUCGUCGCUGCGGAACUCGCGGCUAUGUUUGGUUUCUGGUGAAUGAGGGUACCCUUGGGCAGAUAUGUGGAUAUCUCAGGAUCGGGCGCACGGAUUUCCCUCCACUCAUUUUGCAAGGUGCUCACUGCAUUCCCUUCUGUUGUCAUGUCUCGUAUCGCGGCAUUCCGACCACCCGUUUUUCGUCGAUGAGUUGUUGUUUCGCCCCCUCCCUCAUGACCUUGGGUUCCUGUGUAGUCGAGCCACCUUUGGGUUGACUGGGGACAGUCAAGAUCUCGAGUGCCCCUGGGAUGUAGGGAAUGUAAUUUCCCUACCAGAGGAAUUGCCUUAUUUUGCUUGUUUUACUUCAUUUUCAUUCUAGAUACUUUUUUCGAUGAGUUGCACUUAGAUUUCGCAUUUUUGGUUGCUUAGUCAGCAGUAGUGCUACUUGUGUAUGGUUUUUUUCCUUUAAAGAAGAG
Messenger RNA from Pisolithus orientalis, 1727 nucleotides. RefSeq lists its product as uncharacterized. Lineage: Eukaryota; Fungi; Basidiomycota; Agaricomycetes; Boletales; Pisolithaceae. Bases 1 to 1314 code for a protein of 437 amino acids. The transcript has 9 exons. The record is from RefSeq and is a predicted model, not a curated record.